Lathyrus sativus (Indian pea) is the source of this 1044-nucleotide messenger RNA. Lineage: Eukaryota; Viridiplantae; Streptophyta; Magnoliopsida; Fabales; Fabaceae. The record is from the annotation of a GenBank genome assembly.
AUGGGGGAAGAGAAAGAAGAUCCACAGAAACUGAAGCGAUUAGCGGCGGAUUCAUACGAUUACGAUAACGACUCACGAUGGCCCGAUUAUUGGGCCAACGUUCUUAUCCCUCCGCAUAUGUCUUCUCGCUCCGACGUCGUUUCGCACUUCAAACGCAAAUUCUAUCAACGCUAUGUUGAUUCUGAUCUUGUGGUAGAACCGAUGUCUUUUGGCAGUUCAUCUCAGCCAUCACGGCCGACACCUACCCCCUCAUCAUCAUCAGCACCACCCCGGUCAAAUGAUCAAGCUCGUGCAAGAAGCACAGGAUCAACUAAUAGAACUUCUGGGACAUCUGCAACUGCGGGUUCUAAUCCACCUCCUCUGCGUUGGGAUCGACAAACAAUUCUAUUCUCUGUUAAUGCUUGGGUGUUUGUUGUGGCUUUCCUUGCAGCUGUUCCAGUGAUACCUAAGCAUCUUUCUCAUAGGGCUUAUCGUCUUUCUUUUAUGGGCACUACAUGUUCUUCUCUAUACUCAUUGUACUCACAAUAUGGGAAACCUAGAGCGUGGAAUAUGCAAGCCUUGCAAGUUUACUUUCAAUCAAUAAUUGCUUCAAAGGAUUUUAUAUACUUUGUGUACUGCCUUACAUUUGUUACAUCGCAUCUUUGCCUUAAAUUUGCUUUGAUCCCUAUCUUAUGUUGGUCAUUUGAACACGUUGCCAAGUUCCUUAGACGUAAUUUCAGCCGCUCUACCUUGUACAGGAAGUACUUGGAAGAGCCUUGUGUUUGGGUGGAGUCAAACAAUACUACUCUCAAUAUACUAACAUCACAUGCUGAGAUUGGACUUGGUUUCCUACUCAUCAUUUCGUUGUUCUCGUGGCAACGCAACAUAAUACAAACAUUCAUGUACUGGCAGCUUUUGAAGCUCAUGUAUCAUGUUCCUGUUACUGCUGCAUACCAUCAGAGUGUUUGGGCUAAAAUCGGGAGGACGAUCAAUCCACUCGUCGACCGUCAUGCACCGUUCUUGAAGACUCCUCUAUCUGCAGUUCAAAGAUGGUGGCUAAGGUAG